AUGCACCGGAUCGAGGUUUCUCUUUCAUAUAGGAAAUCUGUACUAAAUACAUAUUACAUUGGGCAUGUGUGUUGCGCCAUUGAGUCGGAUAUCAUAACGUAAAUGGAAGGGAGAUAACCACAGCAUUAUAAGUGGUUUUUGUCAUCAUAUUUUGUGAACUGUGGUGGACUUUCUUUGGAAUAUAUAUAUACUGGUUAUCAGAAAUUGAAAUAACGUCAGACCGAUAGAGCUCGAAAGGCCAAGAUGUCGGGAGGAGGAGAAUCAGUCAAAGUAGCCGUGAGGGUACGACCUUUCAACUCAAGGGAAAAAGAAAGGGGGGCAAAAUGUUGUGUGGAGAUGUCCGGUGCCACCACCAAGAUGUACAAUCCUGAAGCCCCAAAGGAUGAACCCAGAUCUUUCACAUUUGAUCACUCAUAUUGGUCCCAUGAUGGCUUUACAGAAGAUGAAGAAGGCGUUCUGCACGGUGUACCAGGCAGUAACUACGCAUCACAACAGAACGUCUUUGAUAACCUGGGGCAGGGUGUCUUAGACAAUGCUUUCAAAGGUUUCAACUGUUCACUAUUUGCCUAUGGGCAAACUGGGUCUGGCAAGUCAUAUAGUAUGGUUGGAUAUGGAAAAAACAAAGGUAUUGUACCUAUCACAUGCGAUGCCCUCUUCAAAACCAUAGAAGCUUCUACUACAGAUACAAAAUAUGAAGUCACAUUUUCCAUGUUGGAGAUCUACAACGAGCAGGUGCGUGAUCUGCUCCAGAAGAUCAACCCCAAGGGUGGUCUACCUGUUCGGCAGAACCCCAAGGAAGGCAUCUUCUAUGUCCAAAAUCUCAAGAAGGCUGCCGUAGGGAGCUAUAAAGAGAUCGAGAGGAAGGUCGACGAAGGUACAGCAAACAGGACCGUAGCAGCCACACAGAUGAAUGCUACAAGCAGUAGAGCUCAUACUGUUAUCACCAUCACAUUCAAUCAGAUCAGUAAGAAUGAUGUCGGGCAGGAGACCAAGAAAACCAGUGUUAUCAACCUGGUGGAUUUGGCUGGUAGUGAAAGGGCAGACUCCACGGGCGCUACAGGAGACAGGUUAAAAGAAGGUGCAAAUAUCAACAAAUCUCUAUCAGCUCUUGGCAAUGUUAUCUCGGCUUUGGCUGAUCUCUCAAUGGGUAAGAAGAAGAUAAUGGUUCCGUAUCGUGACUCCGUCCUUACCAAGCUACUUCAGAAUGCUCUGGGUGGUAACAGUAAAACCAUUAUGAUUGCUGCCCUGUCGCCUGCUGAUAUCAACUUUGACGAGACCAUAGGAACCCUGAGGUACGCCGACCGUGCCAAGAAGAUCAAGAACAAGGCCGUGGUGAAUGAGAACCCGGUGGAGAAGCUCAUCCGAGAGCUGAGGGAGGAGAAUGAGAAACUGAAGAAGUCUCUUGGAGGAGGAGUGAUGGCGAUGGAGGGAUCAGCUGGAAUGAGCCCAGAAGAAAUUGAAGCAAUGAAGAAGCAGAUGGAGGAGGAGAUCAGAGCACAGCUCAUGGCUAACCAGGAAGCAAUGUCAGAUAUGGAUUGGGAUUCAAGGUUACAACAAACAAGAACGGAACAUGCAGCUGAUGACGGGGAGCGUGCCAUGCAGGAACAACGCAAGAACAAAGAAUCCCACUUUGCCAACCUCAAUGAGGAUAAUGUUCUGAGUGGUGUCAUCUUGCAUUUCUUGGGUGCCAGCGAGACGACGAUUGGUAGGAAAGAUGCUAGCCCUGCACCAACCAUCCCACUCAGUGGUCUCAGUAUUCAGAAACAGCAUGCGCUGGUGAAGAAUGAGAAUGGUGAUAUCUCCAUCAAGCCAGCGACAGCGGGGGCAAAGGUCAAAAUCAAUGGUAUGCCUCUGGUAGGGGAGAGGAUCCUGUCCCAUCUUGACAGAGUCAUGUUCGGUUCUAAUCAUCUGUACAUCUUCAAGAACCCCUCGAAGCCUCAGCCUGGAGAGGGAUCCCCAGCUACUGUUGAUUGGGAUUUCGCUCAGAAGGAGCUGGCUCAGGCUAAAGGGUUCAACACAAACACCAGUGGACUCAAUAAAGACCAACAAAGGGCCCAGGACCAGAUCCUGGAACUGCUUCCCAUGGUGAAUGAAGUGAAUGCUGUUAAUGAAGAACUCAAUAAGCACAAGAACUUUGAGAUUGUGCUCAUCAGCGGGGCUGCACAAGACGGUCCUAACAAAGAAACAAAGGUUAUGGUGAAGAUGACAAGUCUUCUCAAUGGCAAUGAAUGGCUCUGGGAGAGAGGCAAAUUCAUCAACAGAAGAUAUGUUAUCCAGGACAUGUAUCAGAGAUAUCUUGAUGGAGACGACGAUGUCCUCACGCUACCCAAAGAAGAAGAUCCUUUCUGGGAACCUCCUGAAGAUGUUCUCAUCGGCACUUCUAAUGUCUUCCUGCAGAGUCUCUCCUAUGCCUUAGACUUUGACGAUAAGGUCGUCAUUACUGAUUUCAAGGGUAACGAACAAGGAUACCUGGUUGUGAGUAUAGCCCCCUGUAACCAGGCUGGGAAAGCUCUCCCUGAUGAUGAGUUUGUUGACGAUCCUUCAGAACUACUUGGAAAACCAUACCACAUCAAGGUCGUGAUCCGAUCGGGUGAGAUCAACAAGUCUCGCUUCUCCAGAGGCACCCAUGUCAAGUACCGGUUCAUGCAGGAGCCCGACCACACUGCCACGCCCGUCGUCAAGGAUACGUUGUCUCCGGAGUGGAAGCACAGUAGAGUGGUCUCCAUUCCUGCCGUCGAUCAGACCCACUUGGAUUUCUUUGACUCGCAGAGCAUCUCCUUCCAGAUCUAUGGACAACAGGUCGACUCCGAUCCCGACCCUAACCUCACCAAACUCACCACAAAGGAGCUACGCCAGAUGAAGCAAUUGAAUGACGGAGGAAGCGGAGGCCUUCAACGUACCAUGUCUGUGACAGAGAAAGAUGAGUUAGCUCAGAUCAAGAGUGAAUUGGUACUCCUCAAGAAGAAACAUGAGAGACUGGAGAAGAAAGAGAGGAGAUUACAGGACAUUUGCAAGGAGUGGGAGGGGAAGCCCCCUGAAGAGCAACAAUUUGCUCCCUUUUUCAGGUCUAUCUCGGCGGUAGCAAACUCCACCGGCCAGAAACUCAAAACCAGAGUCCAGAUGCUGAAUAAGAUGAUGUCUGCGCAUAAUUAUGUCCGCAACAAGGCAGCAAACGGAGGUGCUAAUAAUAACGAGGACACAGUUAGCGUUUACAGUUUUGAGCUAGACCCUGACCAUAAAAUGCAACCUGCGUCAAACAAAUCUACGAAGGUCACCAACGGGCCUUCUAGGAUUUCACCAGCCAAAGUCCAGGCUCCUACAUCGCCAGCAGACUCGAACGGGAAUACCAAAUUGCCAGUCCCAAACGAUGGAAGCGACAAAAAAGCUGAUCUUAUGCAACUGCAGAAUGGAGCAGGACCAGGGAAUUCUGGGACGGUCGUGAGGACAAACAACAAAGGGGAGAAAGUAGAGGGCGGUAGCAAGGCAUGUAUCGUCAUGUAAUUUCCGUCAGCUUGCAGAACAUACCAUGGGAUAGUAUAAAUAUAAUUAAAUGGAAUAACUGUGGUGUCAUUCAUACACCAUCGAUUUAGACAUGGACUAGUGAGGCUAUUUUAAAGAGAUAUUUUAAAGAACUCUGCCUUGCAAUUGUAUGACAUGACAAAACACGACUUUCAGUUUGAUUGGUAAAAUGAUGUAAACAGUUAUGGGCCCUGUAACAUAACAAUUGACUCAACUGUUUAUCAUAGCUUAAUAUAUUCUGUGAUAUCUCUGUGAGUAUAUAGACAGUAUAUUCAUAUGAUAUGAUUUUAUUUGCCAUUGAUUCUCAAUGUAAGAGCUUUUCAUAUAUUUCAUCAUACAUUUUUGUUUUCUGUUCAAAUUUUGAUUAAAUUCAAAUCAGCAUUUAUUUUCUUUAAAAUUUUGACAAGGAAACUGCUAAACUUUCAAAAUGAUGUUUAAUCACAUUAUAAAAUUGUAGAAUCCAGAAUUAAAAUUAAGGUAAUACUCCAUGGCCUGUCGAAUGGAUUAUGUGUGCUAUAAACCAUUGAAGGGAAUCUUAAUAUACAGAGCACCUACGGUACUGCCAUGAAUGUAAAGGUGAGCAUGCUAUACAUGAGCACCCAUUAUCAAAAUGUUAAGUUAAGUAUGUCUUUUUGCUACACUUCUUUUAAGGUCAAAUAUCCUAAAUUGUUUCAAGAUUUGAUAACUCAAAAGCCUGUGUAGUUAAAGGGAAAUUAUGUUGUAAAUACAAUUGUUAUUUCAUGUGCUAAAAAUGUUAGCAAACAUUCAUGUAGAGAGAUAUUUUAUAUCAUGAUAAGGAUGUAUCUGUAUAUUUGGUCACCUACAGAAAUAUUAUUUAUGACAUUGCAUAUCAAUGGAAGUAAGAAUCAAUAUACGCAAAUUCAAUAGGUAUAGAGCAAUCAUUGCAUGACUUCUCUCGUGUGCUAUAGGGGGAUUUUUGGAUAUAGCUAGCUUAGGUAACCCUCUAGCUUUUAAAGUAAUGUGCAUCUCUGUAUCACAAUGUGCUAAGAAAAUGCACAGAGAAAAGAAUGAUGUCCAGCUAGGGCAUUCUUGGGCAGAGCCUAUUGUUUAUUCCAUACAAAAACGAAAUACAACCUAUCUUGUGAAAAAUAACAAAAAGUAAUGAAUUUCAUAUAUUACUUACUGGAAGUUAAUUAUUUGAGUUUCAUGUUUGAAUAUUAGCUAUGCAAAUAUGCAAUAUAUUUCCAUGAGAUGUACAAUAUUUGUCUGUGCUACAGAAUAUAGAUGGUAAAACCUAUGCUGUAUAUUUUGAUAUAGAUUAGUGUAUAUGAUGUGACAAAUUAAAUAUAAAAUUAUAUACCGGUAUGAUAGAUUUGAAUAUAAAUUUCUCAGGUGGCAGAGACCAUAUUCAUUUAGCACCUGUAUUUAUAUAUUUAAAUUUACAAACUUCAAGGUUGCCUUUGUAUAAAUUCAGUCAAACUUGUGAUUUCUGGUUGAGAACUGCUAGAUUGCUGAUAAAUAUAAACCCAAAUUUUCAGAGGUGUAGAUACAGAAAUAUAUAUUUUAGAACCAGAGUUGAGCAGCUGCCUGUAUUAUAUAUUAAAUAUGAAUGAAUAAAGGUACAGUGGCUUUCAGUUUGUAUGUUUAAAGGUAAAUCUAGAUAAAAGAGAAGGAAAUCACACACAAAUACAAAACCUACAUGUCCAUGUCCCAUCUCUUUCAACACAAAAAUACUUGUAUCAUUCCACCAGCAAGUCUACUCGAUAUUUUUUUUUAUAAUUAGUGUUUAUUGUUCUGAUUCUAUACCAGUGACUUCAGGUGAUAUUCAGGUAUGCUAUACUGUCUUUCAAGUCAUUUUAUGUAAUAAAAAGUUACUCUGGGAUUGUGGUAAUGAAAGUGUGAUUUUAGAGGAACUGUCUAGAAAGCAUUGUUGCAUGAUUACAUUGUAUGUAUUACAAUAUGAUCCUCAUGUAUAUUAAACUGCUUGUGCUAGUAAGAUAUAGACAAAGUCAUCAAGAAAUAGCUUCUGGAAAAGUAUUAAUUAUUAAGCUCUUGCAAACAUCCUUAGCUUUUUUUCCUAAAAAUUAAGCACAAUGAUGAUGAUGACACAGCAUUUAUAUAGUGCCAUGUUUUUGUUUUCACAAGUUUGGUGGAUUUGGGAAGAAUGUCACUUAAGAUUUGCUGAGUCCUGUUGUGAGCAAUCUUAUUUCUACAUACUGUUAUGACUGGGGUUGUUUGAAUCCAGUGAAAUCAAAAGUGCCUGAGACAAUAUGUGUUUAUAAUAGUUUUGGAAAUACUGUAUAAAUGAGAUCCCAAGCUUUGUAAAUAGAUGCGAUAUAGUUUUUACAUGAUUGUAAUCAUAUACAAAGUAUCACGUUUAGCUGUAGCAGAUUAUGUUUUCAAUAAUAUUUGUUCAUAUUAUAAUCAACAUUCUUUCAGAUCAAUUUUUGUGACAAAAUUUGUUUAAAAAAAGUUUUACCAUAUAUGUUUGUUAGAAUUGUAAUCCUGUGGAAUAAACAGACGCUGGAUUACAUGACCCCUUAGAUAACUGCCGUCCUGAUUUAGAUAUUAUUAGUGUACCACCUGCUGUAAGUGUUUUUGUACCAAUUUCAUAAAACAUUGAAGUCUUUAUCACGUUUGAUCAACUUUUGUUAAUAACGUCAAAUUCUACUGAAUAUCAAUUUGUAUUUUCUUCAACAGAUACUUCCGUCCAGUCAGUUAUCAAACAUUUGUACAUAUAUCAUGCUCGAAGGGGCAACAUUGUAAAUAGAAAGGUCUAG
This is a messenger RNA of Strongylocentrotus purpuratus (purple sea urchin), 6260 nucleotides long. Its product is annotated as kinesin-like protein KIF28P. Lineage: Eukaryota; Metazoa; Echinodermata; Echinoidea; Camarodonta; Strongylocentrotidae. The transcript is spliced from 27 exons. The record is from RefSeq and is a predicted model, not a curated record. Bases 244 to 3501 code for a protein of 1085 amino acids. Gene Ontology annotation, biological process: microtubule-based movement; cytoskeleton-dependent intracellular transport. Gene Ontology annotation, molecular function: microtubule motor activity; ATP binding; microtubule binding. Gene Ontology annotation, cellular component: microtubule; kinesin complex.